This is a messenger RNA of Colletotrichum destructivum, 6624 nucleotides long. RefSeq lists its product as uncharacterized. The transcript has 3 exons. The coding region runs from base 408 to 3263 and encodes 951 amino acids. The record is from RefSeq and is a predicted model, not a curated record. Lineage: Eukaryota; Fungi; Ascomycota; Sordariomycetes; Glomerellales; Glomerellaceae.
CGUUACGUUACAACCAACGCAGUCGAGGUGGGCGAACAGCAGGGAUGCAACUUGGGUUCCAUCGACAUCUCCCAGCUCGGCUCGUCAAAUCAUUGCUUCUUGCGAUUGGACGGGGUAAACACGAGCCUCCGCGGGGAGAAGACUGGGGCCCCGCUCGCUGGCAUGGGCACAUGAUCCGGUAAUCUCCUCCCUCGACAGAGAAAGAGGUAAAGGGGAACGGAUUUGUCGAUCGUCGAACGGGGAGUCGACCAGUCGGACAAUUGUGACGGAUGCCGGGGCGUUUUCUCGUAUCAAUAGUUCCCGAGCUUCUUGAAUAGGCGACGACUCCAGAACGCAUGGAACCAUGCGGAAAGUAACGGUCGAUGAGCGCAGAUCAAAUAGACUUCGAAGGGAUUGGAACAUGAGGGAUGCCAGCAUGUAUUAAAGUAUGGAGUGUUUCGCAUUAUGCUUCGUCGAGAAUCCGACUCGUUGUUUGUGUAAGUCGAACGAGGAUCCGUGAAAGCGGCACACCCACUUUCACAGAGUAUAACAUGAUGCUGUGGACACCACUUCUUGCGCCUACCGUCACACUGGCCUUGGCUUCGUCGGUCAAUGGCCAGAGCCACGACAACUCGGGCGUUGGGAAGGGGUUCAUCAGCUACGAAGCCGGACGAACCAGCGGCCAAAUAGACCGUGAAUCCCAGACGCUGGCUUCCCUCAAGCCAAGUUCCGGCUUCGACUUCCUCCCCUCCGACUUCCUCUCGAACCUGACGAUCAACGGCGCGCACCACCUAGGCGAUGUCACAUUCCGCUUCAGGGUCGACGGCGCGAGAAACUGGACCAACGUCGAUUCCGCCAGCAACAGAAGUCCCGUCAAGGCUUUGGACGGCCUCGCCCCGGGUGUCAUCGCCGGCGCGGACUUGGCUCCGACUCUGCCCGGCGGCCUGCCGUUGACGGUCACUCGCGAGUGGCUGUCCGAGGGCGACGGCCUCGCCCUCCGCGUGAACCUGACGAACAACGCCAACACGACCGUCGAACUAGGGUCGCUGGGCCUCCCCGUCGUCAUCAACAACAUCUUCAGCACACGCUCGGCCGAGGAUAUCCAGGCGAAGUGCUCCCUCGCGGACCCGUACAUCGGCCUCGAUGCCGGAUACGUCCGCGUGUCCCCGGUAAAGGGCCUCGGUAACGCGCUCGUGAUCUCUCCUCUCGGCGCGAGCAGCCCAUUCGAGGCUUGGAGACUCCUCAGCGAACCUCAGGGAGAUUUCUUCUACAAGUCGCAGACGUACGAAGGCAACUACGAGUGGGUGAUUCACUCCCAGGCGUGGACCGAGAAGGAGUGGAAAGGCGUCAACCCCUGGAACCCCCCCACCUCGAAGACGCUGAAGCCGGGCGAGAGUUAUUCUGUCGGGCUCAGAUUCAGUAUCGCGGAGAGCAUUCAAACCAUCGAGGACGCCGUGGUCAAGUCCGGCAUUCCUCUCGCAGUGGGAAUACCCGGAUACGUUGUGCCUACCGAUCUCACCGCGCGACUCUAUCUGACGCAUUCGACUCCGGUCAAGUCCAUCGACGGCCACGGUUCCUUUACCGUCGUCCAAGACACCACCGCAAAGGGGACGCCCUACCUCCUGACCCCCACCACAGGCACCUGGGGAAGGGCCAAGAUCUCCGUCACCUACGAGGACGGCAAGACCCAGGUUGUCCACUACUUCGUCACCAAGCCAGCGCCGGAGACGGUGUCCGACUUGGGCCAUUUCCUGACCACCGCCGCUCACUACACGGACGAGACAGACCCCUUCGGACGAGCACCGUCCAUCAUGGGCUACGACCGGGAAGCCAACGCCAUCGUCGAGCAGGACGAACGGGUGUGGAUCGCGGGGCUCAGCGACGAGGGGGGCACCGGGGCUUACGUCGCCGCGGCCACGAAGCUCUUCAUCCAGCCCGUCGAGAGGGAAGUCGCGGUCCUGGACGAGUUCAUCCACGAGACCGUCCUCGGAUCCAUCCAGCCGCCCGGCUCCUUCGCGGUGCGAGCGAGCGUCUUCUACUACGAGCCCGGCGCGGUCAAUUACACGUACAACGCGGACCUGGACUGGACGUCUUGGACCUCGUGGAACAAGGAGAGGGCCUACACCACCGCCCGCGCCUACAACUACGUCCAUCCCGUGGUGGCGUACUGGUCCAUGUACCGCGUGGCGCGGGACUACCCCCAAGUCGAGACCCGGGCCGAGUGGCGCUGGUAUCUGAACCAGGCGUACAACACAGUCCAGCACUGCCUUGCCGACGGCGCCCCCGAGUGCGACUACGGCUUGACCGGCUUGAUGGGCGAGACGGUGUUCGCCGAGCUUCUUGAGGAUCUCAAGAGGGAGAACAUGACGCAAGAGGCGGCCGCGUUUGAGGCUUCGAUGCGCUUCCGCGCCGAGUUCUGGGAGACUCUCGCGGUGCCCUUCGGAAGUGAGAUGGCUUGGGACAGCACGGGGCAGGAGGGCGUCUACUACUGGACCAACUACUUCGGCCUCAACAACACGGCGACCAAGGCCAUCAACAGCAUCGCGGCGUACAUGCCGACCGUGGCGCACUGGGGCUGGAACGGCAACGCCCGGCGGUACUGGGACUUCAACUACGGCGCCAAGUACGCGGACACGGAGCGCCAGAUCCAUCACUACGGCUCCGGCCUCAACUCGCUCCCGAUGCUGCACCACUACGAGCGGAACCCGGCCGACAUCGACGCUCUCCGCGUCGCCUUCGCCGGCAACACCGCGCCCCUGACCAACGUCGACGCCGAGGGGUUCCCCUCGGCCGCCUUCCACUCGUUCCCGGAGAACCUCGACUGGGACCCGUACACGGGCGACUACGGCCUCGGGUUCCUGGCCCUCGGUCUCGGCCAGGCGGUGUACAUCGUCGACCACGAGCGGUACGGGGACGUCGUCUUUGGCGGCAACGUUGUCGUCGGCCCGGACGAUGCCACCACCGCUGCCGCCGCAGUCGUUGUCGAGCCGCGUGAUGCCGUCCGGCGUCGGGUGUUCGUCGCGGGCUUGGGUCUGAAAGUCUCGCUCAGCGCCGGAGCGAUCCAGACUGUCACGUAUGACCGUGCGGGACAGACGUUGAAGCUCGUUUUAAGCCCCGCCGCUUCAGAGGCGGCGUUGCGGGCCAACUCGGCCGUCGUCUGGCUUACCCAGACAACGUCAGCAGGGACCAAGUUCACAGUCCCAGGGGCUGCUUUGUCCAGGGGCGGGUACGUGGUAGACCUGUCAACCGGACAAGCAGAGGUUGUAAUCUCCAAGUUGCAGUAGCUCGAGCUGCCGCGAAACACAAUUCAUUUCGACGCCACAAAUGAGCUACGACGCGGAGAAGGGGGUUGAGGCCAGUGUCAAAGGGUUCAUAGGGAUCGUUCAAGUAUUUAAAAGUAACCACUGUCGCAGACCAAUACGCUGAAGUCCUCAUCCCUAGAAUCAUGACAGCUUUGAACCCUUGAUAAGGAAGCAAGUCACAGCUCCCCCAUGCCAUUUACAGCACCUCGAACGCUAAGCAAGCUUGACGAGCAUCGUCUUAGGACGCGCCACCGAGAACGCGCGGUAGCUGAUUUUUCCCGCCCCCAAUCUACGCGAGAGCCCAUCCGACGUCAUCAAGAGCAACACGUCGUAGACGUCGAGCACGGCGAUCCCACCGAAGCGUUGCUCGUCCCAGUGCGGAUCGCCGUCCUCGUUCUGGGGGCGCGUCGACGGCUCCGUCGUUUCCUGGAGCAUGCCGGCGAGGGCUUCGUCGGGGUCACGACGCCACUCCUCGCUGAAGACGAAUUCCUGGAUCCCGCGCGGGUCCGCGUCCCAAUACUGGUCCCAUCCCGCCGGCGGCGGCACGACGCGUGGCAGGCUCCCGCGCGAGAUGGCGGCGAGGUGGUACUCACGGCCGUCGUCGUCGGGUGGAACGCACCGUCCGCUGUUGAGGGUGAGGAAGCCGGCGCGGUAUCCUUGGUGGUAGACGAUGCGCUGCCACGGGCGGCGGUAGUUGGACGAGCGUGACUCGUCGUUUAGGCCGAGUUGCAGGAAUCCAUCCUCAACUUUCAUCUUGAAAGAGGCUUUCUCCAUGUCGCAGGAGGUGAUCGGGACGACGUGUGCAUAAAAAAGAAGCACGCCGUUCAUGUCGGGGAGGUCGUUGAUCUUGUGGCCUGGAAGGUCGACUGGGUAGGUAAAUUGGACCCCCGGGUAUGCAUCGUGGGAGUAGAUGUGGCGGUUGAACUCUUCGUUGCGGCUCACAACCCAACCGUCUUUGCCCGAGGUGUCCAUGUGAUGCAGGGUAUAGACAUCAAGCUCCCUCAAGAGCAACCUGGCCUUGGCGACUUUCUGCGCGUAAUCUUCUACCUCUUCCUCCGUUGGGUCUUCCAUGGCUUUGUACCGAUCAAUAAACCACUGCGGGGUCUCCUCGACAAGCCAACGUAUAACAGGCGCAGGGUCCCAGAGCAGAGAGUUCUUCCACCCUCGUCCGCGAUAGAACACCUGGCCCUGCCACGCAGCCCACGACCAACUCGGGAAGACAGGAGCGUCGUUCUGUAGUCGAAGCUGAAGAGGCUCUCUAGCCUGCCAAAGCAAUGCCUGUUCAAAUGCGAACGAGGGCAGUCCGAACCAGAACUUGGUGUUGAUGCCCCGCCGGACGAUAUGCUCCACGCCAGCGAAGGCAUUCACAGCGUCAGACUCCCAACUCAGCUUGCGCUUGGUGUAGUCAUCUACUGCGCGGCGGUACAGGUCCCAGGGUGUCCUCAGUUCGCCGGUAUCACCGAGGGAGUCCAUGAAAUCGCGGGGCGGGUCCACGGCAAUGUCGAAUACAGGAGCUAUCUCUCUUCGCUCCUUCAGACCCAUCUUCAUAAAGGCUUCAAUGUCAAUAUCCUCGGUGAUCAUAAUGACCGCGUCCUCGUCCCGUGAAGACGAGAAUCCCUUGUUGGCGAAUUGACUCAGUGACGGAUGAGACCACAGCGAGGCGAUCAGAUCUGACUGGGACUGGUCCUCGAUGGUCGCAUGUUGGAAUGCCGGGUCGGGAACAGGAACAGUCUCCUCAAGCAUGACGGCACUGUGGACGCACUUGAAGACCAUCUGUGAGUCGGUAAAGUAGACACACCGCGCUGAGAGCGCCCGCUCCUGGAACGUCCACGCUCGUGAGCUCCACGCUGAUCGUUCAAUGUCGGGGACAGGUUGACGUGGAUCGUGAAGGCCUAUAGCCAGCGUGAGGCCUUGGACGUUGGCCACAUCCUGCGCGAUAGAGCGAGGGGCGGCGCCCAUGCCGGGUAGACCCUCGUGAGGGUCGGCGUUGGCAGAAGCGACAAUGGUCAACGUAGCUCCGCCGUAGAUGGGACCCAUUUUCGAAAUGAUCUUGGCCUUGUCUACGGGGUCGUCCUGAAGGAUGCAUAGGGCGUCCACCCACAGGUAGCGCAAGCCAGCUUCCUUGGUGACCUUGAUCGCGUCCUUGAUCGUCUGGGGUAAGUCGACUAUCUGCAGGCCGUUGGGUGCAUCUAGGCUGUCUCGUGUGGCGGUGGUGUACUGUGUCUGGCUGCCCUUUCCCCAGACGUAAGACAGACAGGCGUACCGGCACGGCGUUUCCACCUCGCGGACGCGGAACUCGUCCGUGUCAAUAACCCGUAACGAAGGCAAGUCGAGGUCAGGGCUCUCUUCAGAGGACUGAUGAGUACCCUCGCAGAUCUGAAACCAUUGCCUCAGUCGGUCCAUGUCAGCUUGAUGCUGAUGCACGAAUGUUCCGGCCAGGGGCUGCUGCGGCUUUUCUUCCACGCUUUGCACCACAAACCUCACAACGGUCCUCCCCUCUCCCUGGAGCAAAAUCUCCAGUUUGAGAGCAUACUCGGGCCCCUCGUCUAUGACAUUGAUGUAGAAUUGGCCGUCCCUGAUGCUGUCCUCAUCCAUUUGAGAAAGGCUUCCGUCCUCGAUGAUUUUCCGCCGCAGCAGUCCGCAGAAAGCGCAGGUGUUGCCAUCAUCUUGCAUGAUCUUCCACAAACCGUGAAUUUUGAUCUGAGUAGGCAUCGAAGGCACGUUGUUGCCCGGGAUUCCGCGCUGGGUAAACAAGACGCCGAAGUUGAGGUGCCGGCACAUGUGGCAGAGAUAGUCAGGGUCGUUCUCAGGGAGAAUUUCCGGGUCGGUGAUAAACCACUCGUCAUCCAGCGGUGCGUCGGACCUGAGGGGCUCCCAGCGUUUCACAAAGGAAUGGUGCUUGUACUGCUCAAACCUGGUGCGUUGUUCGACAGUAGCCUUGGCGACGAUGCGGUGGUCUUCAGGUUCAGUGUCGCUCUUGAGGCGGAUGGCGAGCCGCUCAAGGUCUCUGUCAGAGGGCAUAUCAACGUCUUGUUUCUUCUCGUCCCGGCGGGCCUCUCUGUCGGCGAGGAGUUUGGCACCUCGCCGCUGGAAGAGAUCGCCCAAGUCAUCGUGUGUUGCAGGGGCAGUGUCUGGUGGCUGGUUCGAGGUGCUGUCUGGAGAAGAUACGGCGUCUGACAUGGUGACCACCGGUGAUUUACCGCUGUUAUAACUUUGUGCUACAAAAGUGAGUGAGGAAGUGCAAUUCUAAGCAGGCCAUGUUUCUGUAGUGUUGUAAAGUAAGUGACUGGGAGUUUGAGGUAUAUGGAUACUCUUGAGAUACCCAUCCCAAGGCGUGUCAGCG